AUGGGUAGUUUUAAUUCGAAAAGUUCAGAGAAAACUGAAAUGAAGAAAGUGUAUCCAUCAUCAAGGAGACACACUCCUCUACGAUUGAUCUCAAGUAAAAAUGAGAAUUCUCCGGAAAAAGCAAAGGAUGAGAGUAACGCGAAGAUUCCUUAUUCUGAUGCAAAAGAAGAUGACGACAUCGACAAGGCUCACCUCAUGCACUUCUAUUAUCGAUUUGUUUGGAACGGUAAUUUUUCAAGUCCGACGAUCAUGGAAACUCUCCAAACUGGUGCAAGUGUUUUAGAUGUCGGAUGUGGUCCCGGAAGCUUUCUAUUAGACCUGGCAUCCUCACACGCAAAAAGUGCAUUCGUCGGUAUAGACCAAAAUCCUGUAUUUCCAACCUAUAUAAAACCGCCUAAUGUGUCUUUUUAUAAGCACAAUAUUUUGGAAGGCCUUCCGUUCGCCAUGGAAACGUUCGACUUCGUUUAUCUACGUUUCAUGAAAAAUUAUUUCAAUGAGGAAGAAUGGAGAUCCAAUGUCUUGCCCGAAAUUCUACGCGUGCUCAAACCAGGAGGUUGGGUUGAGUUUAUGGAAAUCGAUGAGAAGAUAUACAAUGUCGGCCCAAUCACCUCGAAUUUCGUGUACACAUGGCUCUAUAAGUGUGAUCAAAAUGAUUUCAUAGAUAUUUUCAAAUAUCAAGAUAUCCUACAAUCUUUUCAACGACAGCUGACGAUAAUAACGGUGGAGGUGAAAACCAAUGCUUGGUAUCCGAUUUCACCACCAGAACUCCGGACCACCGUUGAUAUUGUGCCGGAACUGUUGAGGUUCGCCAAAAGACAGGUGUUAUGUAAAAUGGAAAUUGAUGAUGACGAAUACGAGGCAUUGACCAAUAAGAUAGCGGCUGAGGUUGCGGAGCAUAAAUCUUACAGUAAAACUUAUCGUUUCUGCGCCCAAAAGAAUAUAUAA
Acaulospora colombiana is the source of this 945-nucleotide messenger RNA. NCBI's taxonomy places the organism in Eukaryota, Fungi, Glomeromycota, Glomeromycetes, Diversisporales, Acaulosporaceae. The record is from the annotation of a GenBank genome assembly.